Molecule: messenger RNA, 2600 nt
Organism: Gadus macrocephalus (Pacific cod)
Lineage: Eukaryota; Metazoa; Chordata; Actinopteri; Gadiformes; Gadidae
Product: protocadherin alpha-8-like
Exons: 1
Coding region: 198-2585 (795 amino acids)
Biological process (GO): homophilic cell-cell adhesion
Cellular component (GO): plasma membrane
Molecular function (GO): calcium ion binding
Source: RefSeq, a predicted model, not a curated record
CUUGCCAUUCUGUAGUUGUUCGGUCGAAACAUUCGUUCGUGUUAUGUAGGCCAUUUAUUUGUGAAAAAAACAAAGGCCGUUUUUAAAGAUUAUUUGACAGAAUUGUUUGGAUUCAGGAAUAUGGUGGAUACCACUCAUUCGAGGGAUCGGUUUUAGUUUUAUGACUUUGGACUACAUUAUAUUAUAUUAUUCGAAUCAUGGAACAAAGACGACGGAGUCGGGAGCCAUGGAGGCUGCUCCGGUGCCUUAAUGCUUUUUUGGUUGCAUUGAUUUUUGUGUUUCAUACUGCCUCUGCACAGGUUCGGUAUUCAAUAUCCGAGGAUAUUAAACGAGGAAGUAUUGUGGGAAACGUCGCGAAGGACUUUGGACUUGAUGUAGCUAUCUUAAAGGAGAGAGGAUUCCGUAUCGUUUCUGGCUCGAACGAACUGCAUUUUGAGAUCAACCAGAACGACGGGAAUUUGUAUGUGAGCCAGGCUGUGGACCGGGAGAGGAUGUGUGAGCGGAGCAGUGUUUGUCUCGUCAAUCUGAAAACCGUUCUAGAGAACCCACUGGAAAUACACUACGUGUCAGUGGAGGUGGUGGAUGUAAAUGACCAUCCCCCCGUUUUUUCAGAGAAAGUCCAACGUCUUGAAAUAUCUGAAUCUGUAUUACCAGGUGCUAAAUUUACAUUACAGGCUGCACAGGACCAAGAUGUUGGGACAUAUUCUGUCCAACAUUACAAACUGAACCAAAAUGAACAUUUUCGUUUGGAGAUCAGGGAUAGAGGGAAGGACGGUAAAAUACCUAUUCUCAAUCUGCAGAAGCCACUCGAUAGAGAGUCAAUGAGUAGUCACAUAUUACUGUUAACAGCUUUGGAUGGGGGGAAACCUCCAAAAUCCGGUACUGUACAGAUUAUAGUGAACGUGUUAGACGUUAAUGACAAUCACCCAGUUUUUAAUAAAGAUAGCUACUCCGUUAUGUUGAAUGAAAACUCAGCUAUUGGCACCACCGUGUUACAAGUAAAUGCAACGGAUCUAGAUGAAGGAUCCAACGGUGAAGUAAUUUAUUCGUUUGCUAAUCAUGUCAACGAACAAAUCCGCAAAGUAUUUGAAGUUGACGCCAACAAAGGAUUCAUAAUUGUAAAAGAUGUGAUAGAUUUUGAGACAGACGACAGCUACGAGAUUGAUAUACAGGCGUCGGACAGAGGAUCCGCUACACUUAAAACAGACAAAAGCGUAUUGGUUAAAAUAGUUGAUCUUAAUGAUAAUGCACCGGAGAUUGAAGUGACAUCCUUUUCCACUGCUCUCCCCGAGGAUUCCAGAAUCGGAACUACGGUAGCAUUAAUCAGUGUAAGUGACAAAGACUCUGGUCUGAAUGGGAAAGUAGUUUGUUCUAUGACGACAGGUUUGCCUUUUACAAUAAUGCCAUCGUCCCAGGAAAACAUGUACUCUGUCGUUACCAAGAGCGCGCUGGAUAGAGAGAAGCGAUCCCAAUACGACGUAACAAUUACGGCUAAAGACACCGGUGAGCCAGCACUCACGGCUGACAAGACGAUUAGUGUUCUUAUAUCAGAUGUGAACGAUAACCAUCCGGAGUUUAUGAUCAGCAAAUACGAUUUUUAUAUCAGUGAAAAUAACGUGGCGGGCGCCCCAAUGUUUUCAGUCAAAGCGGUUGAUUCAGAUGAGGGUAGCAAUGCGCUUGUUUCUUAUCGCAUUCUCAAACCUGAAGGUGACAUUAACAAACUGGCCUCUUUUUUAAAUAUAAACCCGGAAAAUGGCGAGAUAUUAGCUCUGAAGUCUUUUGAUUUCGAAGUGGAGAAAACAUUCCAGUUCAAGGUGUGUGCUUCGGAUUCAGGAACUCCGUCGCUGAGCAGCAACGCCACAGUCAACGUGUUCAUUCUGGAUCAGAACGACAACGCGCCCGUUAUCUUGUACCCGACCAGCACCAACGGUUCCGCAGAAGGUGUGGAGGACAUUCCGCGCAACGUGAACGCGGGUCACUUGGUCACCAAAGUUAGAGCUUAUGACGCCGACAUUGGAUAUAACGGAUGGUUAUUAUUUUCCAUACAAAAAAUUACUGACCACAGUCUCUUUGGUUUGGACCGCUAUACUGGACGGAUAAGAACACUGCGCUCAUUCACAGAGACAGACGAGGCGCAACAUAAACUGGUCAUACUGGUCAAAGACAAUGGAAACGUGUCACUCUCAGCAACAGCUACUGUUGUUGUUAAGCUGGUGGAGCCCAAAGAGGCCAUUUCAGCUUCUGAUGUGAAGAGUGCAGCGACUGACAUUGUGGAUAGUGGCGUGACAUUUUAUUUAAUGAUAACUCUUGCUUCAGUUUCAACUCUAUUUCUUAUCAGUAUUAUUGUGCUGAUUGCAAUGCAGUGCUCUAAAACAACAGACGUAUCCUCCAAGUAUUUACCAGAAACCAACUAUGACGGAACUCUGUGUCACAGCAUCCAGUACAGAUCUGGAGAGAAACGCUACAUGUUAGUUGGACCCAGAAUGAGUAUAGGAUCUACUAUAGUCCCGGGGAGCAAUGGGAACACUCUAGUGGUCCCUGACAGGAGGAGCACAUAUGCGGAGGUAAGAACGAUCAAAUAUUAAAUUGUUAGAUAUUUU